GGCAAAUUCCGCCCGGAGACGAAAGCGAGCUCUUUCAAUCUACUAUUCACAUAGAAGUACUCUACGAACAUACCGCGUUCGCUGCGGCUGGAUCUGCGCACCGAUGGUCUUCUCGCCGUGCAUAUUUGCUUUUUUCAGAUUCGCUCUUUCGCCCGCUAGUCCCAGCAGCCAGGGUGUCUCACUGGGGAACCAAGAAGAAGAAGGCCCAUCUUGUCGACGUGGCACUGUUGGUUGGCUGGCUGGCGGGGCUGCGCGUCUUCCCCCGAUCGGCGGGUAUGUAUAAAGACCCUUAAGUCCUGUAGAUGCGUAAGUACCGCAUCCCGAUUCACCGAGCCAGCUGAUCACACGUCACGCGGCACGCGGCAUCACUCGUUUCUCCAAAACAAUGCGGUUCACACCCACACUCUUCCUACUGGUGGUUCCGGCGGCCGUCGUGCUGGCGGCAGACACAGGGAUAGACUUCACCUACAACCCCGCCAACCGCGGCCUCGCCUACGAGUGCUCCAGCCUCCCCUGCCACUCCGGCUACCCCGCAACGUAUGGCGGGUGCGCCGUCGUGAACACGACGGGGAUUGUGUGGUGCUGCCCCGCGAACCAUACAACCUGCUGGCGCUACGGCGCCGCCUCCUCAUCCUGCACUUCACAAACCCAGAACCAAAAGCAGUGCAAGCGCGACGACUACUCGUGGUGCUGCGACGCGCAGCUCGAGUACUGCGACACAAAGAACGGCAUAUGCCUGCCCAACCCAGAGGUCUUUGCGAAUCCGCUCGUGGACGGCGCGCCUAAGAGCGCGUUUACUAGCGCUUUCACGGUGGGCGUUGGCGCGCUGGCGACAGAGACUGGGAUAGAGACGGCUACGAUUACGGAGACCGGGAAUGGGGCUGGGGCUGCGACCGCGACCGCGACUGGGACGGGGACGGGGACGGGGAGGAUUAGCGGGACUGGGACUGGGACGGCCGGUGCGACUGGUGGGACCGCGACUGGUGGGACUGGGACAGGUGCGGCGGUGCCGGUCGAAACGGCUGUGGUGGGACGGAGCAGCGGGGGAAUGUCGAAGGCGGCGGUCGUGGGCGUGGGUGUGGGUGUGACGAUGGCCGUCAUGGCCGUUGGUGCUAUCGGCUGGUAUUUUGGACGGCAGUGGCAGCGGAGGGCAAUGUACCGUGAGGAUGCGGGCGAGAAAAUGUUGGUGAAGCCGCAGCGGUGAUGGGAGCGUGUGCUAUCAGGGAGUACAUAGAGUAGAUAUCGGUUACGC
This is a messenger RNA of Tricharina praecox, 1252 nucleotides long. RefSeq lists its product as uncharacterized. The record is from RefSeq and is a predicted model, not a curated record. Lineage: Eukaryota; Fungi; Ascomycota; Pezizomycetes; Pezizales; Pyronemataceae. The coding region runs from base 386 to 1204 and encodes 272 amino acids. The transcript is spliced from 3 exons.